Molecule: messenger RNA, 909 nt
Organism: Schizosaccharomyces osmophilus
Lineage: Eukaryota; Fungi; Ascomycota; Schizosaccharomycetes; Schizosaccharomycetales; Schizosaccharomycetaceae
Gene: rec14
Product: Ski complex subunit Rec14
Exons: 2
Coding region: 1-909 (302 amino acids)
Cellular component (GO): Cdc73/Paf1 complex
Molecular function (GO): protein binding
Source: RefSeq, a predicted model, not a curated record
AUGAGAAGAGAGUAUUUAGUUAGCCAUAUUCAAGAGAACGCUCACGAAGCUGAUAUUUAUUCAUUAUGUGUCAUUUCAGGACGAUUGUGGUCUUGUUCUGGGGAUUCAAAAAUUAAGCAAUGGAAUGUGGAUAGCGCAGAACAUGAACUUGUUGAAGAAAUAGAUACUCCUCACAAAAUUGGAAUCCAUAAUAUGGCUACCUCGUUGGAUGAACGGCUAGUCGUUUCGUGUGGUUUCGGACAAGACGUGUACCUGUGGGACCCAAGCACGAAUUCGUCUCGAUCACUAGGUGAUUCUGUAGAACAUCCAGGAGAAUGCUGGGCUGCUUGUAUAAGUCCAGACGCACAAACUAUUUCCUUUACUACUGUUGAUGGACAUGUUUGUGUAUGGGACACACAUAGCAAUAUCAAGGUGGCCGACUUGGACACCAAAGGAAAAUUCGGUUUGUGUACAGCGUACUCGCCAAAUGGGAGAUUCAUUGCGUCAGGACAUCAAACAGGACAAUUAUUCUUAAUUAGCACGGAAACAGGUCGAUUAUUCCAUACUCUGUCAGGACACACGCUCCCAUUGCGAAGUCUAGCAUUUUCACCUGGUUCCUCCUUGCUAGCUGCAGCAGGAGACUCCAAAAUGAUUACAGUAUACGAUGUUGUUUCAGGAGACCAAGUAGGCCAACUUCGUGGUCACAGUGCCUGGAUCUUUGCAUUGGCGUUUAAUCCUGUUGGAGACUUGCUUUUGUCAGCUGACAUAGAAGGCCGUGUUAAGGUUUGGGAUAUGGAUACAAUGGAAUGUAUUAGUACAAAAAAUGAAGUUGACGGCGGCAUCUGGGCGGUAGCUUGGUACAACAAUGGAUUUGCAGUUGCUGGUGCCGACAGGAGCAUUCUUUGGUACAGAGCCGCCGCUUCUGAAUAA